This is a messenger RNA of Colletotrichum destructivum, 468 nucleotides long. Its product is annotated as Putative fungal domain of STAND protein. The coding region runs from base 1 to 468 and encodes 155 amino acids. Lineage: Eukaryota; Fungi; Ascomycota; Sordariomycetes; Glomerellales; Glomerellaceae. The record is from RefSeq and is a predicted model, not a curated record. The transcript has 2 exons.
AUGGAUCCGUUUUCCGUCUCGAGCGGCGUCGCCGGCCUCAUAUCCCUCGGCAUCACGGUCUGCAAGGGCCUCAACAUCUACUGCCAGGACUACCGGUCAAGAGACGUCGACAUCCUCCUCCUCGGGCAGCACGUGGAGCGACUGGAAGCCUUUCUGCAGCUCAUCAAAAGCCGCACCGACGGGGCUGUCGUGGUCGACCACUCCCUGUCCAACUCUUUCCGGGAGUGUUUCACCGCCUGCGAUGUCUGCCUCCAAGAUUUCAACACGCUCAGCGCCAAGUACUCUCAGCUUUCGGCCACGCAGGGUCUCAGGGAAAAGGGGAAGACAGUCAUCAGGCAGCUGCAGUAUCCCUUCCAGAAAGACAAGUUCGACAGCCUUAGGUCACAAAUGGAAGACUUCCGGUCGGCUUUUCUGAGCCUCUUGCUCUUGAUGAACCAGUACGCCUUCUUCAGAUUAUCACCGUCUUGA